Messenger RNA from Daucus carota subsp. sativus, 1865 nucleotides. Its product is annotated as mitogen-activated protein kinase kinase kinase 20. The record is from RefSeq and is a predicted model, not a curated record. Gene Ontology annotation, biological process: protein phosphorylation; signal transduction. The transcript has a single exon. The coding region runs from base 291 to 1556 and encodes 421 amino acids. Lineage: Eukaryota; Viridiplantae; Streptophyta; Magnoliopsida; Apiales; Apiaceae. Gene Ontology annotation, molecular function: protein kinase activity; ATP binding.
CGAAUGCUACUGCUUAUUACACAAUCUCAUAUGUAUGCACAUGUAUUUGUAAGUGGCAUUAUUAAUCACGCGACAUCUUGUAAAAACCCCAAAUACAAAUUUUCUUCAGCCCUUAAUUUUAUUUCAUCUUCAUUUGUAAUCUUUGCAUCAAAAAACCCUAUUCAUAAUUUUGUUACAAUUUCUUUAUCUGCACUCAAUAGCUUAUAAACCCUAUUGUAACCCUAUUGUUCAUUUCUAAAUUAAGUUGCUACUUUGUUAACAAGAUUUCUUGAUAUAUAUUUGUAUUGGUUAUGAUGGAGAUUAAGGAAGAUGAUGAUAAAGCUGAGGGGAAGAAGUUGUGUGCAAGAAAUAAGCAUGGAGAUGGAGUAUCAUGGUACAGAGGUGCAUUGAUAGGUAAAGGAAACUUUGGUUGUGUUUAUUUAGCUAAUUUAAAGAAGCCCAGAUCGAAAUUUAGUUGUUUUCCUUGUGUUAUGGCUGUGAAAUGUGCUGAGGUUUCGAUUUCGGGGUCUAUUCAGAAGGAAAGGGAGAUUCUUGAUAAUAUUGGGAGGUGUGGUUAUGUGAUUAGGUGUUUUGGUGAGGAGAUUACUAAUGGUGAGAAUGGUGAGAUGGUUUAUAAUUUGUUGUUGGAGUAUGGUUCUGGGGGGACUUUGGUUGAUGUUAUAGAUAAGUUGGGAGGUGGGGGAUUGGUGGAAGCGGAUGUUAGGAGGUAUACGAGGGAUUUGGUACGAGGGAUUUAUUGGAUUCAUAGUAAGGGGUAUGUUCAUUGUGAUUUGAAGCCGGAUAAUGUGAUGAUGGUUGGGAAUUGUGGGACUGGUGAGUUUAGGGCAAAGAUUGGUGAUUUAGGGUUAGCGAAGAGGGGAAUGCGGAGUAAUAAGAAGAGGAAGUUGGAUCCUUAUUUUAGGGGGACUGCGAUGUAUUUAUCGCCUGAGGCAGUGGCUGAUGGGAUACAAGAGUGUCCUUGUGAUAUUUGGGCACUUGGUUGUAUUGUUAUUGAGAUGUUUACGGGGAAGCCUCCGUGGGAUGGUACGGAAGAUUUGGAUGCUAAUGAGCUUCUGGAUAGGAUUGGUGAAGGACGUGAGAGUCCGAAAAUUCCUGAUGAGAUUUCAGUUGAGGCUAAGAACUUUUUAAAGGGGUGUUUAGCAGUGAAGCCUAUGUAUCGUUUGACAGCUGAAAUGCUGUUGAAUCACCCGUUUUUGGAGGGUUUAGUUGAUGUUAUUGAGACUGAAGAAAUUGAAGAGUUUUCAGAUGUGAAUGCAGAUAGCUCGUUAGUAUUGUUGUCUGAAGCUGAGGCUGACGAUGAGCUCAAUCGUUUCUCAUGCUCUGAGGAUGAUAGCUUUGUGACAGAAGAAGAAUCCGUUUCUUAUUGGUGUGAAGAAGUGACUAAUGGUGGUCAGAUUGUUGCUUUUGAUGAAGAAGGUACAUUAAAAAUCCAAGAAAGUACACAUACUGCUAGCUCCAGAAAUGAUUCUGAAUAUGAUCAUGCAUUGAAUACGACAGUUCCAACAAGUACCGGACUGCAGUACCCAGUUGCAUUCACAAUUCCUACCGGUAUCUAGCAAUGUUUAGGUAAGACAUUGAAUCACUAUAGGCAAAUGUGAAUAAUGUAUCAUAGUGAUUAUUCACAUGACCACAGAAAGUAUACAAGCCACAACCAGACAUGGCAACUUUAUGAUAUCUUUGUUUCUAGAUAUGAUGGAGUAUUGAAAUUCAUCUAGUUAGAUUUUUGUUUAUUUUCGUAUGAUUGCUAUGCUUUAAUUAAGCAGAAUUAUGUCAUUAAAGGCAAUCUAGGACAGAUAUAUAAAUUCUUCAUCUUUCCUUUAUUGGGGCUUUUACAACAUACAUUAAAUGUUCUGCCUGUUUGACUA